AUGUCAUUUCCUCUCGUCAGGCAGUACGAAGAGGAACAUAAUGGUGGGCAGUUUUUCUUCUUAAUCUUCUUCUUCUUCCCCAUCCCAUUUUUAAAAGGUCCAGAUAGAACCACGACAACGUCUGCACCAAAACCGGUCAAUUGUAAUAGCCAGUCGUGUAAAUAUGGAGCUACAUGUGUCAACCUGUACACAGGCGUUCUCUGUGUAUGUCCCUAUGGCUACUAUUAUUCAGAAGGUUGCCAGUUAGGGCAAAUAUUCCCAGGACAAAUCAGUCUGGACAAGCAGUAUGACCCUGCAAUGGCAAAUGAACAAUCCAAAGAAUAUUUAGAAGUAUACACCAGUGUCACUAACUUCUUUUAUGAAACAUUGAAAGGUGAGGCAAGCUACAAGGAAACAAGCAUCACAAGCAUAAAUUUUGUCCAGUUGGCUGUCAAGUAUACCAUUAAAGUCUCCAAGAAGUAUUAG
Messenger RNA from Anolis sagrei ordinatus, 465 nucleotides. The record is from RefSeq and is a predicted model, not a curated record. Lineage: Eukaryota; Metazoa; Chordata; Lepidosauria; Squamata; Anolidae.